Messenger RNA from Engraulis encrasicolus (European anchovy), 609 nucleotides. RefSeq lists its product as uncharacterized. Bases 1 to 609 code for a protein of 202 amino acids. NCBI's taxonomy places the organism in Eukaryota, Metazoa, Chordata, Actinopteri, Clupeiformes, Engraulidae. The transcript is spliced from 3 exons. The record is from RefSeq and is a predicted model, not a curated record.
AUGGGAGGAAGGGAGGUGGGGAUGUGUCGCGAAAAUAUUUUUAGGUCCAAAAGCGGGUCCCCGCUCAAAAAGUUUGCGGACCACUGUGUAAAGGCCGACUGCACAGUUGACUAUUCCUCCAUGAUCAUUGACUGCGCUACCGACUUCAGUAAAGUAGUAACUACUAUGGAGUGCAGCAUUACCAGCUACAUCCGCUAUGAAGUUCCUUACACCACCAGCAGGGAUGGGCAUAUGUCCAUAGCCAUUCCAUCUGGUGUUUACAUCAAUGAAGUCUAUGUCACUGUCAAUCGUUCAAACUGUCUGACUAAGGAGAUUCCAGUCAAUUUAACGUCACGCAACACAUCAAGACUAGUCAAUGCGAUAUGUGAGGUUGACCAGGGGCUUAAAGAGGAUCCAGACUGCAAUUCAGGUGUCACCAACCAGCAAUGCAUAGCUCAGAAGUGCCUAAUCACCUAUGAGGUGAAGUCCACCAUGGACACAAACAGAACAGUCUCCAUGAAGAUUCCAGAUGAUGUCGACAAUGUGACUCCCAUCCUUAUGUCAGACUGCGGUAAAUUAGAAGUCAGCGUAACAGGUACCAUUUAUCUUCUAACGUCGUGUGACAUUUAA